Messenger RNA from Aspergillus alliaceus, 2185 nucleotides. RefSeq lists its product as uncharacterized. The transcript has a single exon. The record is from RefSeq and is a predicted model, not a curated record. Bases 169 to 1620 code for a protein of 483 amino acids. Lineage: Eukaryota; Fungi; Ascomycota; Eurotiomycetes; Eurotiales; Aspergillaceae.
GCGAGCCAUGACAGACGUUUACGUAAGUGAUAUAAAAUAUCUUGGUGGAAAGGGCGACUUUCUUGUUGUUUAAUGUACUAAUAGUCGUUCACUUAGGAGGGUUGGGGGGAAACGCCGAGCUCGCCUCGGUCGCCUAGCCGACCGCCCAGCAUCCGGCACCGUCGAAGCAUGCAACAUUUACAAGAACUUGAGGCUCGCCUAGACCAACUCAUUUCUGAAAACCGUCUACUUGUUGCUGCUCGGGAGACUGCGGAGGACAAGCUCCGCAGUGCUAGUGUUGCUCGUCGCAAGAGCGACCAUGCUCUCAACGAACGAGGUGCCGACUUACGAGACAAGGAAGCUGAAGUGGAACAACUUAAGAAUUCAGUAGAAUGGCUUCAGAAAGAAGUAUCCCGAUUGACAGAGGAAAACGAAGGGCUGGCUGCCACGAAUCAUAAUAUCACGCUCGCUCAUGCUGCCGAGAUUCAAACUAUACGGGCGUCGUCAAAUCGUGAACUAGUCGAUUUGCGCCUACAAAACCAGCAGUUGUCGAACGAAAUACAAGAAAGAGUACGGCAAGAGAUUGAUGCAGCAUUGACCCAGAAAAAUGCAGAAUUGCGCAGGCUGCGAGAGGAUCUAGAGAGCGCCCGGGACAAAGUCAAGGAGCUACAACAUCAGAUCGCAGCGUCCAUGCAGGAUAAUGUAUUGGUUUUUCGGGAUGAGGACUACUUUGACGCCGCGUGUCAAAAGCUCUGUGGCCAUGUACAACAGUGGGUGCUGCGUUUCUCUAAACAUUCCGACCUUCGCCGAUGCCGCAAGCUUGGCGAUAUUCAAGACGAAAAGAUUGCAGAUAGGUUUGAAAAUGCCAUACUUGACGGCUCCGAUGCUGAUACUUAUCUUUCCGACCGAGUUCGUCGGCGCGAUGUGUUUAUGUCGGUGGUGAUGACAAUGGUCUGGGAGUUUAUCUUCACUCGUUACCUCUUUGGCAUGGACCGCGAACAACGACAAAAACUCAAGACCCUUGAGAAACAGCUUGUUGAGGUAGGCCCGCGCGCUGCAGUUCAUCGUUGGCGGGCCACUACCCUAAAUCUGCUCGCAAAGCGGCCUACAUUCUCCCGGCAGCGUGAGAACGACACAGAAGCUGUGGCCUUGGAGAUCUUUGAGACGCUAUCCCGUCUCCUCCCGCCGCCGAAUAAUGUGGAGCCCCAGCUUCUAGAGUCCCUGCGUAAGGUGCUACGGGUCGCUGUCAACUUGUCUAUCGAAAUGCGUACGCAGCUAGCAGAGUACAUUAUGCUUCCCCCACUACAACCUGAGUACGAUACCAACGGUGAUCUUGCACGACAAGUUUAUUUCAAUGCAUCCCUCAUGAAUGAGCGCAGUGGUGAAACCACCUCAAAUGAGGAAUUGGAAUCUCAACAUGCGGUGGUCCGGGUUGUUCUGUUCCCUCUGGUGGUGAAGAAGGGCAAUGAUGCAGGCGAGGGUGAGGAUGAAGUUGUCGUUUGCCCGGCGCAGGUACUCGUUGCGCGUCCACAUAAAAAGGUUGCCAGGAUGCUCAGUGGUGACCGAAUGUCCUUGGAUGGUACCAGAUCGAUUCACAGUGUUGCUCCGUCGUCGACCAUGGAUAUGAGCAAUAUGAUUUGAGGCGUCACACUCAAUCAUAUCUCACUAUGGAUCAACAUCGUCCACUGUUGAUGAACACUGGUCAUUAGUGCAACAAAAUGCUUCUUUUUUCUUUCUUUUUCCUUUUGAUUUAUUCCGGGAUGGCAAUGGCAUGGCACUCGAGGCGUCCAAGGGCGAAAGAUGGAUUGGCUGGGUUAUUGGGUCAAAUACGGUUCGCAAAUGAACAGGUAAUAAAUAAUUUGGAGGUUGUGGUGAGGGAUUUUUGUUUUAUUCUUUUAUACUUUUCUUUCUUUCUGUUUCUAUGAUGACUAUGGCGAUGUCGAAAUCUCCAUCUACUUUUAGAGCUUAUGAUGUUACGGCCUGUUUUUUCUCUUUCCUCUUUGGAUACAAUGACUGCUUUCGAUGUAUAUGAGAGAUGACCUCGACUCUGUUCAUUUAUUUUAAGGACUCUCGGUAGAGAGCAUCUUGAUGUAUUUAUGUACCUUAUAUGAAUAAUUCCACCCGGCUGUGUUUUCAAACUGGGUUUUAGAUACCGGGAGUAAUUAAAAAGAAAAAAAAAAGAGGGAUAAAUCAUGGCAAAAGGUGG